AUGAGAGAAGUCAUUAGUAUUAACGUCGGUCAAGCUGGUUGUCAGAUCGGUAAUGCGUGUUGGGAACUUUACUCCCUGGAACACGGUAUUAGACCAGAUGGAUAUCUAGAAGAGGGUCUCACCAAGCCCAGAGGUGGCGAAGAGGGUUUCUCAACAUUUUUCAACGAAACCGGAUCUGGGAAAUUCGUGCCUCGUGCAUUGUACGUGGAUCUGGAGCCAAACGUUAUCGAUGAAGUACGCACUGGUCCUUACAAAGAGUUGUUUCAUCCCGAACAGCUUAUAAGCGGUAAGGAAGACGCCGCUAACAACUAUGCUCGUGGUCACUACACGGUUGGCAGAGAAUUGCUUGACGAUAUCCUUGACAGAGUUCGGAAAAUUUCGGACCAGUGUGAUGGACUUCAAGGUUUCCUGUUUACUCACUCGUUAGGUGGUGGUACUGGUUCCGGUUUGGGUUCCCUCCUUUUGGAACAGCUGUCCAUUGACUACGGCAAAAAAUCCAAGUUGGAAUUUGCGGUCUACCCUGCUCCUCAGGUUUCCACCUCUGUCGUGGAACCUUACAACACCGUGCUGACCACACACACCACCCUGGAACAUGCAGACUGUACUUUUAUGGUAGACAAUGAGGCCAUCUAUGAAAUGUGCAAAAAAAACUUGGACAUCUCCAGACCUAGCUUGUCCAACCUAAACAAUUUGAUCGCACAAGUCGUGUCUUCCGUUACUGCGUCUCUUAGAUUCGACGGUUCGCUUAACGUGGAUUUGAACGAAUUCCAAACAAACUUGGUUCCUUACCCAAGAAUCCAUUUCCCAUUGGUUUCGUACGCUCCAAUCUUGUCGAAGAGCAAGGCCCACCACGAAUCUAACGCAGUUUCUGAAAUUACAAAUGCUUGUUUUGAACCCGGUAACCAAAUGGUGAAGUGCGAUCCAAGAUCCGGUAAGUACAUGGCCACCUGUUUGCUAUAUAGGGGUGAUGUGGUUACCAGGGAUGUGCAGAAUGCAGUUGCCCAGGUCAAGAAUAAGAGAACGGUUCAACUUGUCGACUGGUGCCCAACGGGAUUCAAAAUUGGUAUCUGCUACGAACCACCUACUGCAACUCCUCAAUCACAAUUAUCUUCCGUCAACAGGGCCGUUUGUAUGCUUUCAAACACUACGGCUAUUGCAGACGCCUGGAAAAGAAUUGACAGAAAGUUUGACCUUAUGUACUCCAAGAGAGCUUUUGUCCACUGGUAUGUCGGUGAAGGUAUGGAAGAAGGUGAAUUCACAGAGGCCAGAGAGGAUUUGGCUGCUUUGGAGAGAGAUUACAUCGAAGUCGGCGCAGAUUCUUAUGCAGAUGAAGAAGAGUUUUAA
This is a messenger RNA of Lachancea lanzarotensis, 1344 nucleotides long. Its product is annotated as LALA0S12e01244g1_1. The record is from RefSeq and is a predicted model, not a curated record. Bases 1 to 1344 code for a protein of 447 amino acids. The transcript is spliced from 2 exons. Gene Ontology annotation, cellular component: microtubule; nucleus; cytoplasm. Lineage: Eukaryota; Fungi; Ascomycota; Saccharomycetes; Saccharomycetales; Saccharomycetaceae. Gene Ontology annotation, molecular function: structural constituent of cytoskeleton; GTP binding. Gene Ontology annotation, biological process: microtubule cytoskeleton organization; mitotic cell cycle; nuclear division.